This is a messenger RNA of Drosophila arizonae, 4077 nucleotides long. RefSeq lists its product as uncharacterized. The record is from RefSeq and is a predicted model, not a curated record. Lineage: Eukaryota; Metazoa; Arthropoda; Insecta; Diptera; Drosophilidae. Gene Ontology annotation, molecular function: protein binding.
ACUUAACAGCAGCACCACUACAUCGUAAAAUCCUCUUUGAGCAAGUAUCAAUUGCUGCGUCGGAACUAUUGGGGAUACAACUUUUCUAAAAUGCGUUAAGCAGCAGUGUACUAUGCGAUCGAACGAUGAGACACAUAUAAUGCCAUAUAAGUUUUUGAGAUUGUACACGGAAAAAUGGAAACAAUAUCCAAGAAAUCCUUGAUAUUGGCUGCGUUGUUUGUUUACAAUGCUGUCGUCGUCGCCGCUGUCACAGUUGAUGUGCCAAACUAUAAGCCUGGUUGCAGCACCGUCUACAGUUCGAGGAACGCUACACUGCAGUCGCCGGGAAGAGCUGUAAAGGGAGCGGAGGAGUUGGUGCCGAUACGAACGUGGCAGGAGCAUGAGUUCUCGCUGCUGGGUUACAAGUUCCAUUUGCCAUUUGUCGGUCAUGCUGUGGACUCGGAUGUGGACGAUGGCUAUAGCCUCGAUGAUGCCUGGCUGUUGGAUAAUAGAGCCCAGACAUUAUAUGUUCAACAGGAGGACCAAGAGCAGGAGAGUUCUGAGGAAGGUGAUCCUGCCAACAGCAUCGUAAAGCUGCGCUGUCAAAAUGUCAGCGUAGCUGAAAUCAAUGCCCAGCUGCAGCUCAAUAGCCAGAUGAACUAUGAGCAGAUAUCGCUGAUGCAUGUACCGGGCCAUGCUGACGCAGUGCCGCUGAAAUUGCAACAAUAUGAUAGUAUACAGAAAUUUAAAUGGACGGUUAGUUCAUUACACGAUGAAACACUGCAACGGCUGUUUGUGCAGUAUGUGACACGCUUCGAAUCGGUUGAAUCACUGGACUUUAGUGAGAAUUUGCUUAGCUGCAUCCAUUGGGCGCAGCCGCAGGCGAUGCGACGUCUUCAAGUACUUAAGCUGAGUGGGAAUCGCUUGGCCCACAAUUGCAGUCUGAGCGAACUGCAGCAUAUGAAUCAUCUGUUGGAGCUGCACUUGGAUCGCAAUGGGCUGCACGGUUUACCCGUGCAGUUCGUGCAGCACCUAAGCGAGCUCCGACUGCUGAAUCUUAGCUAUAAUCGAUUGAUCGAGCUGCCACGCAACACAUUCGAGGGUGCACUUCAGCUGGAGUCGCUGCAUCUCUCGGGCAACCAGUUGACCGUUUUGCCCUUUCAGCUUUUCCAGACGGCACGUGAACUGCGCCACUUGGAUCUCAGCAAUAAUCGUUUGCUCUCAUUCCCGGACAACUUCUUUGCACUCAACAAUCAAUUGCGUCAGCUCCUGCUGCAGAGAAAUCAAUUGAAGUCCUUAGGCAAGCACAGCCUAUAUAAUCUACGCCAGCUGCGAAUUCUGGAUCUGUCACAGAAUGAGCUGGGAAGCAUCGAUCGCAAGGCUUUUGAGUCUCUGGAACAUCUGGUGACUCUUAAUAUAUCUGGCAAUGAACUAACCGUACUGUCCUCCAUCAUAUUCCAGCCACUCGGCUCAUUGCAGCAACUGGACUUGAGCCGGAAUCAGUUCAAGCAAUUGCCUGACGGACUCUUUCAGGCGCAGCGUAAGUUGGUGUUGCUGCGCAUCGAUGAGACGCCGCUCGAAGAACUGCCCAAUUGGAUUUCGCGCGACGAGGACUACGUAGAUGGGCAAAUACUGCAACGCCUACGCUACUUAUCGAUGCAACAGAAUCUGCAGCUCACUCAGCUGCCAGCCACAUUGUUUGGCAACGUGCGCAAUCUGCGCGAACUGCUGCUGGCCGAUAAUAGUCUUACCAAGUUGCCCCCACAGAUUGCCAGCUUGUCGCGUCUGCAGCGGCUGAGUGUACGUGGCAAUCGGUUGGGCUCACUGCCCGAAGGCCUCAAAGAGUUAAACCAUCUGCACUAUUUGAACAUCUUGGGCAAUGAAUAUCAAUGUGACUGCAGCAUGUACUGGCUGUCCAACUGGUUAACAAAUGCGACGACCUCUCUGCGACGGGCAACACCAAAUGCCAGUCGCAGUCUGGACUCGUAUGAGCAUAUUGAUAACCAGAUUGAUGCACUGAAAUGCCAAUACGGUUAUCCCGGCGACAUGCUGCGCGUGUUAAGCAAUCUCAAUUGUACCGUACCAGUUGUGGUGCAAUCUUCAGAGCCCAAGAUGUACAGGUUGCAUGCCACAGCCAAGCUAGAGUGUAUGGUUUAUGGCAGUCCUACUCCAGAUAUUAUUUGGGUGACACCACGCCACAAGAUUCUACGGCAUCAUGCCGAUCCCGACAAACGGCCCACCAUCAUCAACAGCGACAAAGAGCAUCAGCCGAGUAAGUUUGAACUGUUUGCCCUGACGGAUGACAGCAACACCAAAUCGCUGCACAUGAACAUCAGCCGACAGAAGACGAUUGUGGGUCAGCGCGUGGUGCUCAUUGAGAACGGCUCGCUGCUCGUGCACAAUAUAUCGCGUGGUGAUAGUGGCCUAUACACCUGCUACGCCUUUAAUGUGAUGGGGAAUUCAUCGGCAGGCAUUAGACUCUACAUCGAUCCCAUUGUAUUUUAUCGCGUUAAAAUUGAAAGCCUUCUGGCGGGUACUUUACUUGCCACGGCAUUUUUGUUGCUAACACUUUUGGUGCAAGGCUUACGCAGCUGCCUACAGCGCUGUGGACUCUGUGAACGCUUGAGCUGUUGUGCGAAUCGCAAUAAAAGGUCACCACGAUCACGGCAAAUUUAUGCCAUGCUGGAUAGCAUUGAGAACUACAAGAGCCAGCAGUUGGAGCGUUUGCGUGAGAAUUAUGCACAACAAGUGCAUCGCAUACGGGAGAAUUGUGCACUACAAGUGGAAUGGAUACAGAGCAGCUAUACAACACAGGCCAAGCACGUCAAAGAGUUCCGUGACAUGGGCUCUAAUCAUUUGACCGCACUAAAAGAUCAAUAUUACGAUCAGGUGAAGAAGGUGCGCGACUAUUCCACUGGCCAAUUGAGUUGGGUGCGCGAGAACUAUGUCUUCCAGCGCAAUAAGAUCCGUAAGUUUAGUGCCCAUCAGGUAUUGCGACUACGUGAGGGCUACAAGUACCAGCAGCAAUCAUUGAACAAGGUAUUGGAAAAUUUGCCCAGCUUUUACUUUGAAAACUGCCGCGGACGCUGCGAAGAAGACAUUGUCGAGGACAUAGACUGUUACUUCAAGAGCCAAAUGGAGAAGGAACUGCACAUACAGAAAAUCAAAUCACUGAAAGCCGCCAACAAUUCGGCUAGUAAGGCUUCCGUCUACUACACGCCGCCAGAUGACGAAUUAUUCCAGAGCUCCGAGCUAAAUCUGCAAGCCUCACCAAUACACAUUAACUAUAUUGAUGAGAAUCUGGACCAGAAGAAGCUCGAUUUGCAUGACUUCAAAAUGGAUCCGCAUCUGUUGCUCUUUAGCAAAUCGCAAUUAAAUGUUUAUCCAGAGGGCUCGAGCAGCAGUCAGGCAGCUGCCAUGGCCCUUGCUCUAGCUGCUUGCAGUAUUGAGGAUAACAAUCAGAAUGCGCAGCUGAUGGAGGAGAAUAGCAUUAGUAAUGUGGAGAUGGGUGAACUGAAGGAUGCGAGCGAUGUUAAGAAUUCCAAAUCGUGUCCUGCUAUUUAUAAGGUAUCCAAACAGCGAGACGGUAGCACACUGCACGAGCUACUCACCACAGACGGUGAGCCACAUCAAAUGGUUCAUCUAAAUCCAGUCGAUGAGACCUCAUUGACGAUGUUGCACUUGCCAAAGGAUCAGCUCAACAUCGUUGAGGAGGACGGUGACGGGGCCGCGCUAUUUCCAAAUCAUCAUCCGAUGAACACCGAACAAAGCAAGGAUUCCAAAGUGGCAGUCUCGACAGAACAAUGUGAAUCCGACAGCAGCCCGGACAGCUGCUGUGCAUCAUCCUAUGUGACCGCAAAUGCUACCCCUUCAACCCCUGCUACCACUUAGAGAUUUUAUUAAUUUUAAUAUAUAUAAUUUAAAAAGCAAAAACAAAAUGAUUGGACCCUGAAAGCACAUUCAACUGAAGUGUUAAUGUUUCAAAUGUGUUUAAUGAUGAAGGCAUCAAACAAUAAUUGCGUAUAGAAUUAAUUAGUGCAACUUAAAGAAUUCAAAUGCUGAAAAAAAUGAAAUAAAGCCACUUAAAAAAAAAAAAAA